UAUAAUAAGGAUCUGCCCGCUUGGGCACUGCUUGUUCGCAGAGUUCAGAUAACACGCUACAGUAGGGACAGCAGAGAGCACCCGGCAGAGAUACAGAGAUCGAAGGGAGGGAGAGAGAGAGAGAGAGAGAGAGAGAGAGAGAGGAGGGAGUGAGGGCUAUGCUGUAUUUGCAACAGGUGGAAGCUGACGCUGAGCCUCCUUUACUGCGCUUUACCUGCGCGGGCUGCCUUCAGUGCGAGCUGAUACCGUAUAUCUCACAGCUACAGCGCAGCACUGCGGCUGUGCAUCGCGUGGACUCCACGGGAUACAACGGGGAUAAAAAGGAAAAAAGAAUCCAAAUAUCUGCACACCUCUCCUACAGCACUGACUGAAAAGUGAAGCGUGGGCCUGCCCCCCCGUCCCCGGGUGCCUCCACCUCCACUCCUCUUCGCCUCUUCCCUUACCCCCCCCCGUCCCGCACGAUGGUGCGGCUCGACUGACCCAUGGGCCGCUCCCCCACCUCCCUGUCCAAGCUGAAGCUGGGGAAGCUGAAGGUGGUGCGGCGGAACCUCCUGCAGCGCUAUGAGCACCAGCCCUUCAUCUCCUGCCUGGCGGGCCUCUACGGCUGCCAGUGGAAGCGCUACCAGCGGGCGCGCGCCCAGCCGGGGGAGUGCUGCUGCAGCAAGUUGGAGUGCAGCAGUUUUGGUCUCCUGAUAUUGACAUUUUGCCUUACCUUGGUGUUCCUGUACUUCUGGAGCGAGGCACAGAAUGACUACAAUGACUUUGAUUGGUUCAACUUCGGCAAUCUGGGUUUCUGGUUCCCCUGGUCGAUGGUGCUGCUGGUGGUCGCAGCCGCGCUCUUCACCUACAUUGCCAUCUUGCUGAUGCUUGCAGUGUGUCUGCUCUCUGAGGGACAGAGACUGUAUUUGCAUUGGAGCCACAAGAUUGGGAUCCUGGUGACCUUGACCUUCUCCAUCAGUGCCACUGCUGUGCUGUCUGACCUGUGGAGCAAGGAAUGGAAAACUCUCCUUCUCUCUUUUCAGGUAACGGCACCAUUCCUGCAUGUGGGUGGAGUCUUGCUGAUGACACUUUUGUCCUGGCCAGUAGCGUUACACUUCUUCCGCAUGAGCAAAAGAGUGCGACAGGUGGCCAUCGUGGGGCUGUUCCUGGCGGUCCUCUUCGCUCUGUACCUGGUGCCUCUGGGCAUGUACUCACCCUGUAUCAAAGAGGAGGGUGCUCUGGGGCCCCCGCCUGCCCUCUUUGGACACAGAGGAGCCCCUAUGCUUGCACCAGAAAACACCCAAUUGUCCUUUGAGAAAGCUGUGGAAGCUGGAGGUGAAGGUUUGGAGACAGACGUAACAAUCAGCUACGACGGGGUGCCUUUCCUGAUGCACGACAGCACUUUGCGGAGGACGACAAAUGUGCAUGAGGUAUUCCCCAACCGCUCAGACACUCCAGCCGCCAUGUUCACCUGGAGUGAGCUGGAGAUGCUCAACGCUGGGGCCUGGUUCCUUUUGCGCGACCCCUUUGGGACCGCCUCCUUGCUUGACCCAGAGGACCAGGUCAGGGCACAGAACCAGACGGUCCCCACGCUGAGGGACUUCCUGGACCUGGCCGCCACGCACGGGAAGCUGGUGAUCUUUGACCUGCACCGCCCUCCCAGUGGGCACCCUUACAGGGACACCUGGAUAGCCCGCACUCUGGAGGUCCUCCACAACGAGUCCUCCAUCAACUCCAGCCAGGUCCUGUGGCUACCUGCAGAGCAGAGGGACCUGGUGCAGGAGCUUGACCCCGCCCUGCAGCAGACCUCCAGCCACAAGGCCUCCAUCGAGGAGUUGCAGGAGAACCACAUAGUCAGACUGAACCUUCACUACAGCUCCAUGUCUCAGGAGCAGAUCAGUAAGUAUGCCUCGGUCAACAUUGGAACUAACCUGUAUGUGAUCAGCCAGCCCUGGCUGUACUCUCUGGCCUGGUGUGCGGGGGCCCAGUCUGUCACCACCAACGCCAUGCACGUCCUCAAGAACCUGCGCAGACCGCUCUUUCUCAUGACCCCAGAGGAAUACAGUCUGUUGUGGAUCCUGACUGAUGUAGUGUCAGCUGUGCUAAUCACUGCUGUCUUUGUGUUCCACUGGUGGCGAGAGAGAGGCCUGCCUUUCUGGUCAGGCAGCAGACAGACAAACGAGAACGGGCCCUACAGCAAGUUCAGAACUGAUCAUUCAGGACCCUGGCGGAUUCGAUGGAUUCCGUUUCUCUCUGAACCGCCCAAACGGACUCUGGUUUCACUGCCCAUGGAGUCUGCGUUGUACUUGCAUGCGCCACCUGUGCACAGCUACCCCUUGCAUGUGUGAACCUUUCCGCCUCCGUGCCCCACCGCCAUGACCCCUUGACACUUGACCCUUGACCCUUGCUCUUUUGUCCCUAGCAGAGCUGAGCGACGUGUGGUCCAUCUCCAGCAUCAGUGUUCGAGGAGAGGCCCGAAGCCAGCCCACCACCCCAAACCUG
Messenger RNA from Megalops cyprinoides (Indo-Pacific tarpon), 2481 nucleotides. It is a transcript of the gene gdpd4a, whose product is annotated as glycerophosphodiester phosphodiesterase domain containing 4a. Gene Ontology annotation, cellular component: membrane. The record is from RefSeq and is a predicted model, not a curated record. The coding region runs from base 483 to 2327 and encodes 614 amino acids. The transcript is spliced from 16 exons. Lineage: Eukaryota; Metazoa; Chordata; Actinopteri; Elopiformes; Megalopidae. Gene Ontology annotation, molecular function: glycerophosphodiester phosphodiesterase activity. Gene Ontology annotation, biological process: lipid metabolic process.